AUGACGACGGAAGGAUCCAACGGUGAUGAUAGUAAUUCAGAGAAUGAAAAUUUGCCCAGUAGCCCUACACCAUUGUCGACUGAAGGGGCGGUUCGGACAUGGCCUAACAACAUUUUCAGAAAGGAGGACGAACAUAUCCUUCAGUUUUUGGAAGAAGUAUUUUGUAACAAACGACAAAGACUUUACUUUCCAGAAAACACUUUGGGUAAAUGCAACACUGAAUUGGAUCGCCAAUGGAGUGUUCAGUGGCGUUUCUUCAGUCCUCGUCUCGAUCCAUACGUUAACACACACGACAUGGUUUUUCGUUUUCUUAAGAAUCGCUUUUGUGGAAUAUCCACUCCGAUGAAAAUUGAAGGUGUCUCUCCACGUCGUAUCAUCACUGCUGAGCGAGGAGCGAUAGAGAUGUCAUAUACACUGUGUACCAAUGGCGCAACAUUAGGGAGCUCCAAUCAAUUCGGUAUUAGGCGAAAUUCUCUCUGGUGGCUUCUUAAUCAAACUGAAGCCGUUAACUUGAAUGGGACAAAUAUUCAAUACAGGUAUGAAAUCGAACGAAUCCGUAGGAAUCACAUGGGAAACUAUAGGAUGAAUGGAAUUCGUACGUACGACAAUAUUUUGCAAUUCUUCCUCACUCUAGCUGCAAAUCAAGAUCAAGAAAAAAAGUUGGCGAGCAUGCUCUUAGGCUAUGCUAAGACAGGAAAAGCUAUCAGGAAACAACAAAUGGUGGAUGCUUUUCGGGAAGUUUCUACUAACGAGGUGGAUAAGUUUAACAUACAAGCAUAUCACAUCAUGGUAAAGGAGGUCGCUCGACGCAUGUGUGCCGAAAAAGAGUAUGAUCUUCCCGUAGCCAUUGUUCAGGCACGAGCGUUAAAGCUUGUUGAAUGUGGAGAAUUGACGUUAAAGGAAGUUUUCCAGCUCGACGCGGAUUAUGGUGUUGUUACGGCCGAAAACGUAUAUCUCAACAACGACGAUGCAAUAGAAAAGGUGAAGAGGAUUAAUGAUUUGUACAAUCGAACAUUUUUAAAUAGCCGUGAGAAGAAUCGAAGAGAGCUGCAUCAAGAGUUGCGCGAAACAUAUUGUGACAUCUCAAACAACGAUAGCAGUGACUAUAGUGACGAUGAAGAACGUGGCAAUGAUGAUAGUGACAAAAAGCAGCCGAAUAAUCAAGACGACAGAGAAUAUACUACGGUACAAAAACAGUUAGAAGAAUCAAAGAUCUCUGAUUAG
This is a messenger RNA of Rotaria socialis, 1224 nucleotides long. Lineage: Eukaryota; Metazoa; Rotifera; Eurotatoria; Philodinida; Philodinidae. The record is from the annotation of a GenBank genome assembly.